This is a messenger RNA of Adineta steineri, 1319 nucleotides long. The record is from the annotation of a GenBank genome assembly. NCBI's taxonomy places the organism in Eukaryota, Metazoa, Rotifera, Eurotatoria, Adinetida, Adinetidae.
AUGGAUAGUAAAAGUGAAGAAAUUAGUUCAAUAUUUGAACGUUUUCGUCAAUAUCUUAUGAUAAAUGACAUAAAUUUAUUAAUAAACGAAUUUAAUCAUUAUCGUACAACAUGGUCGACAAAUAAAUUUCGUAUGUUUUUAACAAAUGCUCUCGUUGUUAUGCGAACAUGGGCAGAUAGUCAACAACAAAUAGUAAAAAUUGAUGAAAAUGAAGACUGGGAUGCUGAAGAAAUACCAUCAACUAAUUCAACAAUUGCUGAAAAAAUGAAAGCAUCUGCACAUUAUUUAUUUAUUUCUAUUGUCGAUUAUUUACAAUCAGCUGCUAAAUCAGGACAAACAGAUCGUAUGCCGACAGAUGUUGAAUUUGAUAUGUGGAAACGAAUUGUUACAAAUAAAUGGACUAUGAAUGAAAAGUUUUAUAUUCAUAUUUAUAAUGAACAUAUAUGUUUACCAACUCGUUUAACACGUUCACUUCAUAAUGAAAUGUAUGAGUUUUAUACUUCAACAAGUACAUGGUCAUCAUCAACAAAAAUUCUUCUGAUCGAAUUAGGUUUCGUUUAUUUAUUAAUUCAUGAUAAUGUAUUUCUUGGUUGUAAUCAUGUUUUAUCAGCUAAUACACUUUUUAAUCUUGAUGAUUAUAUUAUGUUAACUAAACAUAGUCAAACAAAUCCAACAAAUUAUCAAACAAAAUUAAUAAUAUCAAUGAAUACACCAGAAAAAAUGAAAAUAUUUUUAGACUAUUAUCCUAAUGUUGAUUUAACAGAAUUAAUAUCGGGUAAUAGUGAACUUUAUCAACAACGAACACCAUUAACAAUAUUUGAUAGGCUCUUAAAAAUGGAACCAUUUUAUUAUGAAACAAUUGAUCAUAUGCCUCUAGUAGAAAUACCAAAUUUUACUUCAGAUCAUUGUAAUGUUCGAUCAGCAAAUAUGUUAUAUUUAUUUCAAAAACUUAUCUGUAAUGGUGCUAAACUUUCAAUAACACUCGAUAGUGCUUAUUAUCAAAAUCAUCGUAUUCCAUUUUUUGUUACUACACUUGGUUUUUAUCUUCUAUCAAUAAUUCAUUUUCGUAAUACAUUUAUUAUUCCGUUACUUGAAGCAGCCGAUGAUAGUGAUAAUGAUAUUCUUCCUAAUUCAUUAACAACAACUAAAACAAAUCAAAAUAUAAAUCCAACUUAUUUUGAUUCAAUAAAUAAAAAUUAUAUUUAUUAUCUUAUAAAACGUGCAUCAACAUUUUCACCAUUAUUUCGUUCAUUUUUUUUCAAUCAUUUAAAUAUAUCCUGUCCUUUUUUACAUAAAACAGAAUUUUUAAAUCAUAUGAA